GAUAUCAUGUAUAAUGUGUGAGCGUGUGAGUAGUAGCUACAUUGUAAAGAAAAGAAUAAAAAAAUAAAAAUUACCCGUUUUACACAAAGGAAAAGUAAAAAUAAAAAAAGUGAAUUGGAUGAAUGAAUGAUAUCGGAGGGCAGAGGAAAGCAGAAGCAGUGUUACUUCUUCUGUCAUUGUCACAUUAUACUUCAACCAAACCCAUCCAUCUUGGCCUGCUUCAUUUUCUUCUUCUCACUUUCAUUUUCAUUUCAACUUUUCAAAACCACCACCACUUCUCUCUAAUGGAUGCUACUUCACAACCAUUGAAGUAUCAGACAUGGUUCUUGAAAGUCUCUAUCCACUGUGAAGGUUGUAAGAGAAAAGUAAAGAAAGUUCUUCAAAGCAUUGAAGGAGUUUUUACUACAACAAUAGAUCCACAACAGCAAAAAGUAACGGUCACCGGAAAUGUUGCUGUCGAGACUCUGAUUAGGAAACUGGCUAAAGCCGGAAAACAUGCCGAGGUUUUGCCGGAGAAUCUUCCCGGGAAAGGAAAGGAUUCAAACAAAGCUAAGAACAAUAAGAAGAAUGAACAAAAAAACCAAGAAGCUCAGCAAAAGCAAAACCACUCUUCUGCAAAUAGUACUGAAUCUAAGUCUAACCAUAGCUCUGUCAAAAACAGAGGAACUGAAAAUGCUGAAAAAUGCAAAGGUGAAAACAAUAGUAGUAGCAACACAAAAACUAAGGGGUUGCCGGAGAAGUCUCCGGCAGGCGGUAAGGGACCGGAAGCAGAAAACAAAGGUGGUCAAACUGGUGGAGGUGAUUCUGGUAAGAAGAAGAUGAAGAAAGUUCAGAGUGGUGGUGGAACUGGAACAGGAACAGGAAACAAUGGGUUGAGUUCAGCAUCUACUGGUGCACCAGCACAUACAGGAUCAGAAUUUCAGUAUCCAGGUCAGGUUGUGGGACAAGUGAAUCUCAGCCCUACACGUCAGCAACCGUACAUGUUUUAUCCAGAAACAUGUUAUCCUCCUUUGGUACAUUAUGCAACUUACAACAGAUUAUGUCCCAUUGGAACAAUGGCUUGUCCUUCUUACUAUGUUCCACCAUUACCCUACAUGUGUUCAGGCCUUGACCGUGACCCUUAUCAUCAGUUUCAAUCUACACCUUUGAUUCCCUUUGAGUUCUUCAGUGAUGAAAAUGCAAAUGGGUGUUCUAUUAUGUAAUGUUGCACUUUUUUAACUGGUUUUGUUUCUUCUAUUAUAGGAUAGUUUUGUUAUGGUACUUUUGUAAUUGAGGGAAGUUUAGCUUAUAGCAUAUGUUUUAUGUCCUUGGUUUUGUAGGAGCUGAUUAGAAGAUCUUAGUCUCAACACUGAAAAUGUUCAGCUCACAACUUUAACUUAUUUUGAUUCUGGACCAAACUGUAAAUUAUGUUCUGAUAGGGAGCCUUUACUGUUAGAUAAUCAUGUUUUAUGUAUUUAGUGUGUUUUUGUGGUGUA
This is a messenger RNA of Trifolium pratense (red clover), 1475 nucleotides long. RefSeq names its product heavy metal-associated isoprenylated plant protein 35-like. The transcript has 3 exons. Bases 123 to 1202 code for a protein of 359 amino acids. The record is from RefSeq and is a predicted model, not a curated record. NCBI's taxonomy places the organism in Eukaryota, Viridiplantae, Streptophyta, Magnoliopsida, Fabales, Fabaceae. Gene Ontology annotation, molecular function: metal ion binding.